Molecule: messenger RNA, 3684 nt
Organism: Candidozyma duobushaemuli
Lineage: Eukaryota; Fungi; Ascomycota; Pichiomycetes; Serinales; Metschnikowiaceae
Product: ATP-dependent 3'-5' DNA helicase
Exons: 2
Coding region: 1-3684 (1227 amino acids)
Molecular function (GO): nucleic acid binding; ATP binding
Source: RefSeq, a predicted model, not a curated record
AUGCUUCCAGUGAAUCUACUCCCUUUCAUUGCCAUAUGCCUAGCACUGGCACUACCAGGACUCGACUUUAAUGCUUUGAGUGAAGUUCAGAAGUCUGCUGUGUCUCAAGGCCAUAUGGUGUACAACUCCGGUGCUUAUAGCCUUUCAUAUGUCAACUCAACAGUGGGCAACGAGGACUUUGACGGCCACCGUGCUCCAUUCACCUCGCUCUAUAAAAAGUUUGCACUCAUUAAUACCCAUCUAACGUUUUUGGCGUCCUUCUCGCGUCAGACAAUCCCAACAUUCGACCAUAUCCAGAAGCUCAAUGACGAUAUCUCCAGGAUUGAUCUCCAGAUAAUAAAAGACCUUCUACCAGAAGGAGAGGUAACGUUCGAUUACAUCGACGAAAACCAACUACUCAUUGGAGAGAGAGUGGAUUUUAAGCGUACCAAAGGCGGUCUUAAUCAAAAUCAACCCAGAUCCAUAGAUGACGCGUAUGAGGCCGUGAGCCGACAGAAUACUAACAAGCCAGAAAAGCAGCUUCUUGUUUUCGAGUUCUGUGACGUGAAGGUCAGGGGAAUUGGUGCUGUGAUUAAGGGUAAAGAUAAGUGGAAGAAGGCAAAGAAAUCGCCACUGCCACCCAAAUUUUUCACCAGUACAAACGAGUUGAGCAUGGAUCUGCUUUCACAAGAGCAGCUUAGAGCAAUCAUUGCUGGGAGAAAUGAAUUUUUCUCGGCUUGCAUUGAUGAGUUCUUAGAAGGCUUCACCCAAGAGGAGUUUGAAGAGGGUGUGCCAUUCAAAGUACUCAUAGAGAGAAACGUCAAAAACAUCCCAGAGCCCUCACAUCUAAGCGAUCCUGUUGAGGUGAUGACAGUCAGAAAUACUGAUUCAGUGUCCAGCGAGAAACCGGAUGUCGAUAAGAUGCUAGAAAGUUUGAACAUGAAACCUCUAUUCAGAGAUCAGAUUUCCACUGUGGCCACUCUUACAGCCCAACGGGAAGCAAGAUACAAAAGCCUCGAUCCGGAGCUACUCCAUGGUAAUUUGGUUGAUGCCCUUUGGGACUACAAGGGUAUUGAUGCCAUAGAAGGUGGACUUUACACACAUCAGACACUAGCGUUAUCGGCUGUUCUAUCAGAGCAGAAGCACGUCAUUGUGAGUACAUCUACGAGUUCGGGUAAGUCUCUUAUUUACCAAUUGCCAGUGUUGAGUGAUAUUCUUGAUGAUUGCGAUAGUGGUUUAAAUAGCCAUAGGAGAAGCACGACUGCAAUGUUUAUCUUCCCAACGAAAGCUUUGGCACAGGAUCAGAAAAGACAUUUGACGGAGCUCAUUUCCCACUUGCCUCAAAAGAAUCGCAAAAUAACCGUUGAUACAUACGAUGGUGAUACUCCCUCCAAGGAUAGACCAUUCAUUAGGAAUUAUGCAGACAUUAUUUUCACGAAUCCCGAUGCAAUUCAUGCAGCUAUCUUACCAAACCAUGCGAUUGAAGCUCCAGAUGAAAGGCGUGGAUGGACGGAGUUCCUUACAAAUCUUAAAUACGUCGUUAUCGACGAGCUCCAUGUUUAUAAGGGAACUUUCGGUGUCCAUGUAUCAUAUGUGAUGGCUCGUCUCAAUCGUUUGAAAGCUCAGCUAGAUCAACACAGUCAUACAAGGUAUAUUUCUUGUUCUGCUACCAUAAAGGAUCCAGAAUCACAUUUCAGAACGAUUUGCGCAAUUCCAGACGAUGAAGAAAUUGCUCAUGUUCAUGAGGAUGGAAGCCCCAGUUCUGAGAAGAAGCUUAUCCUAUGGGAGCCUCCGAUAAUGAUGAAUAAAAAAGGGCAACGAGAAAUCCCACAGUCAAAACUCAAGCUGGCAACCAAAGCUCAAGUUCCAAUAAAAUCGGCAUUUCUUCCAAGGGAACAUGUGGUUGGUGAGCUGGCUAAAAUUCUUGUUCAUCUUCUUUGCAUGCUUCCCUCCAUCAAAGUCAUUUUGUUCUGCCCCAUAAGAGAAGUCUGCGAGUUGGUUAUCAAGGAAUGCAGAACACUCAUCAAAUCAAACGAAUUCCCACAAUGGAGUACGAUUAGCGAGCACGAUAUCAUGUCUUAUAGAGGCGGGUACUCAAAAACAGAUAGACGUGCUAUUGAACAAAAGAUGUUUAGCGGUAAGCUUCGAGCCAUCGUUGCAACAAAUGCGUUGGAGCUAGGUAUCGAUCUUUCAGAUUUGGAUGUGGUGAUAAGUUGUGGGUUUCCUGGUCUGAAGUCAAACUUGCAUCAGCAAUUCGGUCGUGCUGGUAGAAGCAGAAACUCGAAGGGUAGCUUGGCCAUUCUCGUCUGUGGAUCCAACCCGCUAGAUAGAUUCUACCUCAAGAACCCUCACGAAGUAUUAGAUAAAAACACUUAUGAGGAUCUUUGUGUCGAGGGAAUCCUAGAUGGAAGUCUGAACAGAGUUGUGAUGUCUAUGCAUUUGCAAUGUGCUGCGUUUGAAUGGCCAAUACAUCUAGAAAAUGAUUUGCGAUGGUUUUCACCCCAUAGUUCAGAAAAGAUGAACGAAACCUUCAGGCAGCUAUGUCAAGAUAAGCUCAACAAAGACGAUACGGGGUAUUACAGAACAGAUCCCCGUUACCUUCCGUGGCCUGCCGAGAAGGUGAGUCUUCGAGCAAUAGAUGAUAUCAUGUUUGCAGUGGUUGACAUCACAAAUAACAGAAAUGUUGUCAUUGAGGAGGUGGAGGCAGUGAGAACGAGUUUCACUCUAUAUGAGGGUGGCAUUUUCCUUCACCAAGGGUUUCCGUACUUGGUAAAAGAGUUCAAUUUUGAGGGACAAUAUGCCAAGGUUGAGAGGGUAAAAGUGACAUGGAAUACUCAGCAGCGAGACUUUUCUGAUGUCGAUCCUAUGGAGAUCCAGAUGGUCAAAAAGCUCCAUCCACCAACAAUGGAAGAGGCCUCCGACAUCCCAGUAUUUUUUGGCAAGAUUGAGACUACUGUCAUUGUAUUUGGAUAUUUUAAAGUCGACAGAAAAGGCGAAAUCCUCGAUGUCGUGGAGGUCAAAAACCCUCCAAUCAAACUACAAUCCCGUGGUCUCUGGAUUGAUAUUCCCCAAGCAGCAAUUGAGGCCAUAAAAGAGAAAUCACUCAAUCCAGCAGGCGGUAUUCAUGCUGCACAGCAUGCAAUCAUGAAUAUACUUCCCUUAUUUAUUACCGGUGGAGCUACAACCAAUCCAAAUGCUCGAUGGACAUCGUCUAUUGGAGAUGCCGAAUUAUCCACCGAGUGCAAAGCUCCAGAGAAAGAGUUCGCCUCAAGGCAGUCUCGGAGAAAGCGUCCUGCAAGACUCAUUUUUCAUGACUCAAAAGGUGGCUCACAAGGAACAGGCAUAUCAGCUAAAACCUUUGAAUUCAUUGACGAGAUCAUUCAAGUCACAUACCAACGUGUAAACGGAUGUGAAUGCGAUUGGGGUUGCCCGUUGUGUGUGACGGGAGCAUUUUGCAAGGAAAAUAUGCUUGUCAUGUCGAAACCAGCCGCAAUUAUUAUCCUUGGUGCACUCAUCGGAUAUGACUUGGAAACUCUCAAGAGUCAAGUGUCUGAUGGCCCGGAGCCGAAUAUGCCAAAGAUUGACACUGAGACUAUUGUGGGCACAGCCCAACACGUUAAGUUUGCUCCUGAUGUUGAGAUCACGGACAUCAGAAAGGCUAGACGGAAGUUAGAUGUAAUAGUCAAGAAGGAGGAAAAGGACUAG